GAGUCCUGAACCGGAGGCAGGACCCGACGAACUUCCACACUCGCCACAGGAAAAGUCGGGAAAACACAUCUGUCCCCGCAUGACGCUGUUUGUGUCGGCCUGCGUGUGUCGUUAAAGCCGUAGCGGUGACCGUUAGCGGGCCGGCAGUUUCCCGGAGCGCCGGUGAAGUUGUGGCCGCUGUUGACGGCGGUGUGGUAGCGUCGGGACGCUUUGCCGCUAUGGAGAACAUUCACUGAUCGGAUUUGGAAUUGCUUUUCUUGGAUUUAUCCCCGGUAAACCGAGCUGUUCCCGCAUAUAUCCUAUUGGCACCGUGGAGUAGGAAUAUUUGGAUGAAACAAAAUGCCUGGGAAAACCAAGUACAACCUCGUAGAUGAUGGGCACGAUCUGAGGAUCCCAUUGCACAACGAGGAAGCAUUCCAGCAUGGGAUCAACUUCGAGGCAAAGUACAUUGGCAGUCUGGAUGUGGCGCGGCCGAGCAGCCGAGUGGAGAUUGUGGCAGCGAUGAGAAGAAUACGGUAUGAGUUCAAGGUCAAAAACAUCAAGAAGAAAAAAGUCCACAUCGUGGUGUCUGUAGAUGGCGUGAAAAUCACCUUGAGGAAAAAGAAGAAAAAGAAGGAGUGGACAUGGGACGAGAGCAAAAUGAUGGUGAUGCAGGAUCCCAUUUACAGGAUCUUCUACGUGUCUCAUGACUCCCAAGAUUUGAAGAUCUUCAGCUACAUUGCCAGAGAUGGACAGAGCAAUGUGUUCCGCUGUAAUGUGUUCAAGUCCAAGAAGAAGGUAAGACAGAGAGAAGCUCCGUUUUAA
This is a messenger RNA of Maylandia zebra (zebra mbuna), 804 nucleotides long. NCBI's taxonomy places the organism in Eukaryota, Metazoa, Chordata, Actinopteri, Cichliformes, Cichlidae. The record is from RefSeq and is a predicted model, not a curated record.